GGGCUGAGAGCGGUUCGCGCGCUUCGGGCCUAGUCCGGACUCGCCAGCGCCGCCGCCAUAUUCCCGUGGCAUCCCUUUCACUUUGUCCAUUCUCCGGGCUCGCGAUCACCCUUCCGGAGCCAUGUCAGAAGGAGUGGACUUGAUUGAUAUAUACGCUGACGAGGAGUUCAACCAGGACCCAGAGUUCAACAAUACAGAUCAGAUUGACCUGUAUGAUGACGUGUUGACAGCCACCUCACAACCCUCAGAUGACAGAAGCAGCAGCACUGAGCCACCUCCUCCUGUUCGCCAGGAGCCAUCUCCCAAGCCCAAUAACAAGACCCCUGCAAUUCUGUACACCUACAGUGGCCUGCGCAAUAGGCGAGCUGCUGUCUACGUGGGCAGCUUCUCCUGGUGGACCACAGACCAGCAGCUGAUCCAGGUUAUUCGCUCUAUAGGAGUCUAUGAUGUGGUGGAGUUGAAAUUUGCAGAGAAUCGAGCAAAUGGCCAGUCCAAAGGGUAUGCUGAGGUGGUGGUUGCCUCUGAAAACUCUGUUCACAAAUUGUUGGAACUCCUGCCAGGAAAAGUUCUUAAUGGAGAAAAAGUGGAUGUGAGGCCGGCCACCCGGCAAAACCUGUCACAGUUUGAGGCACAGGCUCGGAAACGUGAGUGCGUCCGAGUCCCAAGAGGGGGUAUACCUCCACGGGCCCACUCCCGAGAUUCUAGUGAUUCUGCUGAUGGACGGGCCACACCCUCUGAGAACCUUGUACCCUCAUCUGCCCGCGUGGAUAAGCCCCCCAGUGUGCUGCCCUACUUCAAUCGCCCUCCUUCAGCCCUUCCCCUGAUGGGUCUGCCCCCACCCCCGAUCCCACCCCCACCUCCUCUCUCCUCAAGCUUUGGGGUCCCUCCUCCUCCUCCUGGCAUCCACUACCAGCAUCUCAUGCCCCCUCCUCCUCGAUUACCUCCUCAUCUGGCUGUACCUCCCCCUGGGGCCAUCCCACCUGCCCUUCACCUCAAUCCAGCCUUCUUCCCCCCACCAAAUGCUACAGUGGGGCCUCCACCAGAUACUUACAUGAAGGCCUCAGCACCUUAUAAUCACCAUGGCAGCCGAGAUUCGGGCCCUCCGCCCUCUACAGUGAGUGAAGCAGAGUUUGAAGAGAUCAUGAAGCGAAACAGAGCAAUUUCCAGCAGUGCCAUUUCCAAAGCAGUAGCUGGAGCCAGUGCAGGGGAUUACAGUGACGCGAUUGAGACGCUGCUCACAGCCAUUGCUGUUAUCAAACAGUCCCGGGUCGCCAAUGAUGAGCGUUGCCGUGUCCUCAUCUCCUCUCUUAAGGACUGUCUUCAUGGCAUUGAAGCCAAGUCCUACAGCGUGGGUGCCAGCGGGAGCUCAUCCAGGAAAAGACAUCGGUCCCGAGAGAGGUCACCAAGCCGGUCCCGGGAGAGCAGCAGGAGGCACCGGGACCUGCUUCAUAAUGAAGAUCGACAUGAUGAUUAUUUCCAAGAAAGGAACCGGGAGCAUGAGAGACACCGGGAUAGGGAACGGGACCGGCACCACUGAGAAAGGAGUCUGGUUGGAAGCAAAUGUUUUUUUAAUGGACUUGCAUCUCCUCACCUUGAUCAGGACUAAAGGACGGAGGCCACUCUACCCCUUUCUCCCUGCAAACCCUAACUCCCUCGACACCCAGGGAAUACCCUCUGCCCUACAGAAGUGAAGAUUGCCUGGCAGCCCUCCUAAUCUCAUACCUCCUGUUUGCCAGGGGAAAUAACCUAAAGACUUGGUGUAGUUGGGAGGGGUGGCAGACAGAAAGAACAUAGUCCAGGCCCCUGGUUUUCAUAGAGAAUGGUGCUUUGUCCAAGGAAACAUACGAGUUUCUGAUUCUCCAGGAGCAGUUCAGUGGUGAGGCUAGUGGGAAGAUUUUCUUCCCAGAGAAAAUGGAUCCUCCACGUGGGAUCUAGGAGAGUGACUGGGUGUGCCAAAUAUAUACCCAGGGUCCCGCCCUCAGCACUACGUUAGAUGGGGCCAAGAGGGUCCAAACCUCUUGCUAACAUACCAUUUAUUUGUUUAACCCCUUUUCCUUCCCAGCCCUUUGAGGUGCACCAUGAGGACAGAAAUUACCUUAGGAAAAGCUACUCUUGUUCUUGCUUUUCUCUUUUACAUAUUGAUGGUUUGUUUCCCUGACCUCCCAGAGGGCUGAACCCUUGCAGUCCCUGCUGCCCAGCCUCCUCAGUGGAUGAAGCAGAGACAGCCCAUAAGGUUGCUUUCUGCUGAGGAGUCUUGCAGAGCCAAUUACCACCCUCUGCUGCUUUGUGCUUGGUUACCUCUUGCAAUAACCAGCUCUACUAGUUGUUCCUUUUCCCUGGGGCUUUUCCAUUUCACCUCUGUAGCCCUUCUCCCAGUAAGGCUGCUUCCUUGUUUUAGAGGAAGGUACUGCCAUUGGGAGGUGGGGACAUCAGACCUCAGCAGCAAAGAACACUUAUGAAGUACCAGGAGUGGGGCAGGAGGCAAGCUGGGCAGGACAUGGCCUACUUCCAUAGGCUUCUCUUUUUUCAGGUGUGAUGUAAGUCUGGGCAUGCAUCCCCCAGGUGCACACUCUUACUAAUUGUGGGAGGACCUGGCACUACUAGGUGGGGAAAGUCACAAGUUUGUGUCUUUCUACCUCUCAGCUAUUGACUGAAUGGCUCCUCUCAGUUUGCCCAGAAGUACUUCCUGCCUCUGCUGCGGGGCAUGGAAGAAGUGGAGCCUGACUUGAGUGAGCUCAUCUCCGAGAUCUAAGGCCCACCAGUCUGGGGGCUGCUUUCUAUGCAGGCAGAUGGAAUUGUUUCCCCAUAACACCUACAUUGUAAUGUGGUUGCUGCUGAAGGACACAGCAGCAGCGGGGCCCUGCAGGACCCGCGGGGUGAUGCUACUUCUGUGUGCAUCUCCAAGGCACUGACAUCUGACGUGAGAAGAGACGAGGCGUGUGAGAUGAGACUUGGUGUGAGAGAUGUAGGGUCACUGGAGACCCUCCUGGCUCAGAAGGAAAAGACUGAGUUGGACUGAACCCUUCCUCUGUUCCCUGCACGUUUCUGACAUAGCCCUCAACUGGUCACAGAGGGAGUCCCCAGGGCUUGGCGAGGCACAGUCCCUUGGGACAGAGGCUACAGGUUUGUAGCUUUUUUUCCCCCGUCUCCCAUCCCCACCUGUACUUCAGAACAUGGCACCCUGCCCAACCAGCCAAGUGUUAAGUGACGUGCUUAUCCUUGAGAGCAGCUCCGGGUGUCUUUUUAAAAUGUAGAGAAGCCAAGUAAGGUAACAGUUUAAGGAAAGAAAUAUAUAGAAUCCCAGAAAAGCGGUUUACCCGGAGAUCUUUUUUCUCCCCUUUUUUGUUUUGUUUUUAUUCAGUGACACAAUUUUUUAGUUUUAUUUCCUGAUAGCAAAAGAGAAAAAAAAAAACACCCAGCCCUCAAAAAGGCCAAGGCCCCCGUCCCCCCUGUUGUCGGUGAAUUUGUUUGUCUUUCUGAUAGGUUGAAAAUUGUGUAAUAAACUUGAUGACGCUGUCAAUCUUU
Molecule: messenger RNA, 3525 nt
Organism: Talpa occidentalis (Iberian mole)
Lineage: Eukaryota; Metazoa; Chordata; Mammalia; Eulipotyphla; Talpidae
Gene: CPSF7
Product: cleavage and polyadenylation specific factor 7
Exons: 10
Coding region: 122-1537 (471 amino acids)
Biological process (GO): mRNA alternative polyadenylation
Cellular component (GO): mRNA cleavage and polyadenylation specificity factor complex
Molecular function (GO): mRNA binding
Source: RefSeq, a predicted model, not a curated record